UUUACAUUGGGCAGUUCAUUACAUUGAGGAGUUCUUUAAAGCCCUGGGGCUGCUCUCUGCAAAGGAGGGGUGUCCAUAGCGGGGUGCACUCAAAGAGAUGCGCCCCCCCUGCUCCCCUCAGCGGGGUGGGUGGGCGGGGAGGGGCAGAACGGAGCAGACCCUUCCCACGCCUCUCAUCCCCAGCUGAACGUCGUUGCCGGGUCUCGAACCCGCGGCCCCCGGAACUGCGAUGAGCGGCCCGCCGGCGGGGGCGGGGCCUGGCGCGCGCCCCGCGCCGAUUGGCCGCCGCAGUGUGAAAGUGGCGCGCGGGCGCGAGGCGCGCUCGUGGUGGCGGGAGAGCCGCACGUGGUCGCCGCUCGCGCGGGCCGCGCGCAGCAAUGUUCGGGGGCCGGGCCAGGUGCGUGCGGGGCUCGGGGCCCGCGGGGCCUCCGGACGGGCACGGCUCGGACACCGCCCGCUCGCCCGCCUCUGCCGCGGCUCCCCGGGCUGCGGGGAACCGGCUUCUCGCGCUUGGGUGUGGGGGCGUGUCCCUCUUUCUCUCUUCCUGGACACUUCAGAGAUUUGGUGGCAGGACCCGCCGUCCCUGCAGGCGGACGCAGCGUCCUGGGACGUGGCAGAGGUGGCAGCGGUGUGUAAGGCAGCCGAUGAGGGCUCAGAUCCGAGCCCCAAGGAGGGGAACAGCACGGAGGAGGAGCAGGAUGUUCAGGACCCGGAGCUGGAGGCCAUCAAAGCCAAACUGCGGGAAAUAGAGAAGGAGGAUGAGAGGUUGAAGGAGCUGCAGCUGGAAGCUGACAACCACCUGUUCAUGAGCUCAGAAGCAGCUCUCUUCCCUCUGACAACCAAGGAGAAGAUGGAGGCUGACCAGCGUUCCAUCUACGUGGGCAAUGUGGAUUACGGGGGCACAGCAGAAGAGCUGGAGUCUCACUUCAACAGCUGUGGGCAGAUCAACCGCGUCACCAUCCUCUGUGACAAGUUCUCGGGCCACCCCAAAGGCUAUGCCUACAUCGAGUUCGAGGAGCAGAGCUCUGUGAAGGCUGCGGUGGAGCUGGACGAGAGCGUGUUCAGGGGCCGUGUCAUCAAGGUGCUGCCCAAGAGGACCAACAUGCCCGGCAUCAGCAGCACCGACCGUGGGGGCUACCGGGGCCACUUCCACGCCCGGGGGGGGCUGGGCCGCUGGGGAGGCUUCUAUGGGCAGCACCCCAGGCUGCGAGGGAGGACCUACAGGGGUCGGGCAAGGCUGCUGCCUUGGUAUUUUCCAUACUAGAAAAGACUAGACUGCCUGGUGAUGCCAAUGAGACUGGAACGAGGAGAUGGGAUUGGAGAGAUUUAAAAAGAUGCCUACCCAAGCCAAAAAACAGAUUAAUUUUAAAAAUGCCAUCUGCCUGGCUGUGAGGAUUACUGGUGAGCCCUGUGCUGGGCUGCAGGAGGGAAGAUGGGAUCUGCCAGCAUCCCAGGAGAGCUCAUCCCACCUCAGCUCUGCCCUGGGCAUUGUGUUGGCACAGAGAACAGGCUCCUUGCAGAGAACACUGUCCUGGGAAGGGAAGAGCUCUCCCAGACCAUCGAGUCUCCUCCUUAUCCCAUGGAAAGGGGCUGUGCUGGAGGGUUUGGUUUGGCUCCUCAGUUCUUCCUGCAGCAGCUGGAUGCUGCCUUUUCUUCUCAGAUUCUAAAGACUUUCCCAAAUCAAUGGAGAAAGUUUUGGGUUGCAGCUGUAGAUUUGAUUGCUGGGGAGCUUUUCCUUCAUCAACCCUAGGGAUGUGACCUUCCUCUUGGGAAGCCUGAUGUGCUUUGGGUCUGAUUUUUAGCUCGCUGUGUUUGUACAUCCAGACAGGGAAAAAACAUCCCUUGUUUCUCUGGAAGCUUCUCUGUAUCUCUGUGGUAGUUAAACAACACCUGGGUGUCACAAAACCAUUUUUUUUUUUUUUUUUGUUUAAUUUUGGAUGUCAGCAAACCCCUCUUCCCUCCCUCCUGCUUUUAUUCCAAGCACCAGGAGUCAAAGGGUCCUGGCAACUCCUCACUUUAUUUCUUGCAGUAGCAGCAUUGCAAAAUCACCUUCACUGGUGCAAAUUUGGUGUGGUCUCCCUCUUUAUUCCCAUCACCAUUCCUGCUCUGGAGUCACAUCUGGGGAUGGUGUGAGCCCUGCUGGAGGCUCAGGACCAGAGGAGCUGGGUACCAGGGAAGAAGGUUCCUGGCUCUUCCCUCUCCUGCUGAUUUUGUGUUUAUGAGCUCUGAAGCCAGGUGUUUUUAAAAGAAAAACUUUGUGUUAGUAGAGGCAGGCUGGGAACCCCAGCAGACAGCAUUCCUGGGGGAAUUUCUGCAUGGAAAUGGGUUUUAUUAUGUAAUUCCCAACUAAUCUUUUGGGAUCCUUGGUUAGGAUUCCUCUAACCCAGAUGCAACAGAUGCAACUGACUCCUAAAGCAGCUUUUCACAGCUCAGGGGCAUUGCCAGGCUAAAAAGCCCACUGAUUUUUUUUCCUCUUUAAGAUCUCUAAAUUUUUUUUUUUUAAAGCUUGGGGCCUUAACUCUUCAUGUUAUAUUAAUAUUGUCCUCAGAGCUGCUGAGACUGACCUUGAUUUGAGCUACCUUAAGCUUAGACUAUAAACCAGCUUUUUCUAGGGCUUCUGUUUGAUAGGAUUAUACAUUUUUUUAAGCUUAUUUUUUAAUAAAAAAAAAAAAUACUACUUUGGGGUGUUUGGACUCUUGUGGAACACUGAGGUGCCAUCUCUGUGAGUGAAAACAGCCACGUUUUUUAGAUGCAAAUGUUUGUGGAUAGCAGUACACAGCUGUGCCUUGUGGAGAUGGUGGGAGAGGCUUGAACCUCCCAUGAUAUUCCAGGUGGUUGCUGAUAAAAUGUACUUAAGUUCUGUUUGAGAAAGUAUCUGUAGCUGUUUCUUAUUUUUAAAAUAAAUGAUCCUGCUGUGUGAACUUCAUGUGCAGUUCUGGCUUUCUCCAGGCUCCUGGGAUCCCCUGGGGCUGGGCAGAUCUGUUAUUUUUAGCUGGUUUUUAACUGAUGAGGUGCUUGGAGUAGAGGUUUGUGUGGCUGCAUCUCCUCUGCUGGGCCAGGAGUGGUGGAGCUGGGAUGCAAUUUGUGCUUCAUUCCAUAGAAAUACCUGCUUCUGAUUUGGGAGUCUGUAAUUAGAACAGCAGGGAGCUGCAGGGGAGGAGAUGCUAAUAGAGAUUAUUUUGGGAUGAGCCAGGCAGCUGUGCAAUCCUGAUGGAUUAAUGCCUGCCUGGAUUGGGUGGGUUUAUUCCAGCUGCUCUACCUGGGCUGGGAAUCACUGUGGAGUGUGUCUGAUAAGCUGCAAAGUGGUAACAGCAAAACUGAGUGACCCAGAAAUGAGCCAGGCAGGGAAGGUUUGGGUUGGAAGGGACCCUGGAGCUCCAGGGGGGCUUGGAGCAGCCUGGG
This is a messenger RNA of Oenanthe melanoleuca, 3402 nucleotides long. It is a transcript of the gene PABPN1L, whose product is annotated as PABPN1 like, cytoplasmic. Gene Ontology annotation, molecular function: RNA binding. The transcript is spliced from 8 exons. The coding region runs from base 230 to 1264 and encodes 344 amino acids. The record is from RefSeq and is a predicted model, not a curated record. Lineage: Eukaryota; Metazoa; Chordata; Aves; Passeriformes; Muscicapidae.